AGUGCUACAACGCUCUGUAAAUCGGUCAUUGGAAAAUAUAGAAUUCAAAAUUUAAAUAACUUUUCAAACAAUAGUGUUGUUUAGUUGAAAAUUCUUUUAAUACCAUAGAAAGUCUUUAACUCUUGAAAAUGGAUCACACUGUAUUUCGUGUGAAAGCCAAAGAGAUGGUCGACUACGUAGCGGACUAUCUCGAAAACAUUCGUGACCGACGAGUUUACCCGGGAGUGGAACCCGGAUUCCUGCACAAGCUGCUACCCUCCAACGUUCCCGAGCAGGGAGAGAAAUGGGACGAUAUUAUCAAAGAUUUUGAUGAGAAAAUUAUGCCGGGGUUGGUCCAUUGGCAGAGUCCUCGCAUGCACGCGUACUUCCCCGCCCUCACUUCAUACCCCUCUAUCAUGGGUGAGCUCCUCUCUGCGUCACUGAAUGUGCUAACUUUUACCUGGGCAUCAUCGCCCGCGGGAACCGAACUGGAGACCAUCGCGAUGAACUGGCUCGGCAAGCUACUGGGCUUACCAGAUUGUUUCCUUAAUGAAAAAGAUGACAGCACUGGCGGAGGCGUAAUACAGACUACAGCAAGUGAAGCAACCCUUGUCAGCUUACUGGCUGCCCGAACGCGUGCUCUGAUGGAGCUGUCCAAGCUGAACCCUGACCAUUCUUCUUCGGAACUCUUGGGGCAUCUAGUUGCUUAUUGCUCCGAUCAAGCGCAUUCUUCUGUUGAGAAGGCGGGACUUAUUGGCUUAGUUCGUAUGCGGUACAUAGAGUCGGAUGAGAUGCAAAGCAUGCGAGGGGACAAGCUGGAAGAGGCGAUUCUAGGCGAUAAAGCUAAGGGUCUGGUGCCUUUCUGGCACUGGCAAAUACCUCUAAGCCGUCGCUUGAGGUCCUUGAAGCUUUGGUUUGUGUUGAGGACAUAUGGCGUUGCUGGUCUUCAAAAACAUAUUCGUGAGAGCGUACGUCUCGCUCAGAAAUUUGAAGCUCUCGUGUUAGCUGAUCCAAGAUUUGAAAUUCCUCAGCCGAGGAAUUUGGGUCUCGUUGCUUUCCGACUUAAGGGCGACAAUACGUUGACUGAGCGUCUGCUCAAACGCCUCAAUGGGCGCGGCAAUUUGCAUGCCGUCCCUGCUUGCUUUAAAGGCAUUUACGUCAUCAGAUUCACGGUUACCUCUGAAAGGACUACUAAUCAGGAUAUUUUGGAUGACUGGAACGAGAUAAAGACAGUAGCCAAAGAGAUUCUGGUUGAUAUCUUCGGCUCUGAGAAUGGCAACAUUGCUGUGCCGAAACGUCCCAGGAUUUCUUUGAGAGAAACACGCGAACUGAACGCAACAUUUGGAACAAGUCUCCUCUUGGCCAACAGCCCGAUGAGUCCCAAAAUCGUGAACGGCACCCAUGUGGCCAUCUGUGACUACGAGAAAGUGUUAAGCUCCUGCGCUCAGACUUUUGCGCAGCUGAAGAUGGAGCCGAAAGAUAGCCCUGAAAUGCGCCGUCGCAUCCGGGGAAUCAAAAUGGUGGGCAAGAAAUUCUCUUUGGACUCGUGCAUGGAUAUGGUGCAGGGUUUGAUGGUGGAGCAGUCAUUGCCACAGUGCAGUGAGGAUGACCGUGAAGAUGCUUCUAAUGGACAAAAUACAGACGGUGUGGAGACAUCCGCCUAAAUAUGAGGAUCCAGUCCAGGCGAACGUUCAUCUCUCACCUCAUCACCAGUAACAUCCACCAGCACCAUAAAGCAAGACAACUUCGACUCCAAUCAAUUACAAGUACCACCAGCGCCAUCUAGGCAAUAUCGCUCGAAAUCAGUUGACGUUUCGCUCACUGGCUUGAAACUAGACGAUGCCAAGAUUACAAUUGACAUGAAAAGUAACGAAAUUACAAUAACACCAACAACUUCGAAAACUAUUUCUGCCGAUAUUGAAAAAAAGGUAAAUUUCAGUAACAUUGAAGAGAAGCUAAACAUUGGCGAUAAAAUUACAGAAGCUUUUGAAAAUUUUCAAGAUGGGCUGCAAAUGUUAAGCGAUUAUCGCCAGAACGAGGAAAAGGUUGCUGCUACAGACGAAAGCAAUGCUAAAUUAACCAUUAGAGGGCCUGGUAGCUAUAUUAAGAAGUUAAUCCAGCAGUUUAGCGAAGCUCCUUUUGAAUCAGAAGAUUCGAAACCGGAAUCUGAUAGGGGGAUCUCGACUCAAGCUAUUAAAGACAGGGCUGAUGCGAUCUGUAAAAAGUGCUUGCAUUACAAAGGUAAGAUUUCAAAGUAAAUGUAUUACUGUGUGACCGUGUAAGUUAACUUGCGCCUUAGCUGUGCCACUGCGAGGGUUCAUAAUACGUUAGAGCACAAUUAUUGUAUGCUCACACCCCAAGAUUGUUUGAAAAUAAUAUAUAUAGGUUUCAGUAGUUUUUUUAUGACGCCAAUUUAUGGGACGAACAAGUCGUGCUUCCGGUGGUAAGCGACACGCCUACCCGUAACAGUUACACUUGCAAACACCUGAGAGGUACUGCCACUGUGCCCGUCACCCUGAGAUAUGAAGUUGACAAGUCCCAGUUGCCUGUUAUUUCACCAGUACCCUUUCGUUUCAAAGACGGAACGCAGAAAUGCUCAUAUUACUGUUUGGCGGCAGAAAUAAGUAAGAUGGCAGUACUUCCCUGGACGAAUUCCUUCACAAGUUUACUACUGGCAUUAUAAAAGGCUUUGAUGCCCCGAAUGUUUGUAAUUACUAGUGGCAUACAAUGAUUUUAAUCACACUUGCUUGGAAGUUGAAGAAAAAAGGAAACGUAGACUUAAUAACGUUGUUAGUUCAUUAAUGUAAUAUUUACAAAUUUUGAAGUAUCUCACAAAUAAAUCUUAUUUAAAGAAUAAAAAUUUAUUACCCACUAAAACAUUUUCUUUUACCUUUACCUAUGAAUAACAAGUAACAUGUUUUACUAUAUGUUUGUGUUUAUAAGCAUCUUCUAAAAAUUAUAAAUGAAAUAAACCGACGGUAUUUAUAUUAGUAUUAAUAAAUUGAACUAAAUAGUCAUGGUAUUUUGAAGCCGCGGCGAAAAUUUCGAGGUCUACUCCGAAGCUUCCGCGCUCUCAGCACAAUUUUACAUCCUGCAAACACGCCUACUUUGCCGGAUGGAACGCUGAGGGUUGGCAUGUGCGUGUUUUAAAAGUAAAGUAGAACUAAAUCAGGACCAUGCUCAUGUUUCGCCCAUUCAUAGAAAUGAUUCAAUUGUACAUUCGUUAUUCAUCAGAUAAAAAUAAAACAUCUAAAAAUAAAGUAUCACGUAAAUAUCUUGCAGUGAAAUACUUGUAAAUCUUUAUUAAAUAACUAUUAUUGUUAAUAAAUGAAUAUUUUAUGGUAAUAAUAACAUUUUUUUUUCAUUUUGUGACACCCCUUGCAUAUCUGCAUUCGACAGCGCAAGUCAAAGGCGUUGCGCUAUUGUGGAGAAGAUAUUGUAAUACUGUGCUCUGAGCGGGCGGCAGAGUAGUAAUAAAACAAAAACCCACUACCGCCAUGGGGAUGUAUGAUAACAAUACCACUUACUUUUAUUGCUCGUCAUACUAGGUACUACUUACGGGUAAGUGUGAUGGAAAAGAAUAUUACUCAUUUAGUAGCCGCUUCUUUCUGAGUCUUGUUUGUCCUUGAGCGACAUUGCUUUCACCCCUCGCCGCGCUUCCACUUAAGGCGCGCUCUAGCUUAUACGGUCAGACUUAGUACGAUGGGAUAUCUGAAAUGUGUGUCUUGGCAAUAACAUAUUGGAACUGUAGUGUAUAGGUAAAAUUUAAAAAAAAUUGGCAUUUAGAAUAUAUUAAUAAUGGCUUAAAUACUUAUUAAAAUUUUUAACUUAUUUUGAUAAAAAAUAAGAAUAUUACCAAUACUAUUUGGUACAGACAAG
This is a messenger RNA of Hyposmocoma kahamanoa, 3858 nucleotides long. RefSeq names its product histidine decarboxylase-like (gene Hdc). NCBI's taxonomy places the organism in Eukaryota, Metazoa, Arthropoda, Insecta, Lepidoptera, Cosmopterigidae. The transcript has 15 exons. Gene Ontology annotation, molecular function: pyridoxal phosphate binding; histidine decarboxylase activity. Gene Ontology annotation, biological process: histamine biosynthetic process; L-histidine catabolic process. Bases 129 to 1643 code for a protein of 504 amino acids. The record is from RefSeq and is a predicted model, not a curated record.